AUGCGAACGGAGGUCUUCGUGCCAAUUCCAGAUGACGUCCAGGCCAAGGACGUGACAGUGUCCCUUUACACAGCUGCCGAUGCUGCAGGCGCUCUCACCUGUGCACGUGAAAAAUCAGCUGCCUCUGGAGGGAGCUGUGGAAAGACAUUCGGGCAGGUCGGGCUGAUUGACAAGGAGGCGGACCAACGAUGCAUCAUUACGCUCAUCAAGCGUGAUGCAGGGCGCCUAUGA
Cladocopium goreaui is the source of this 231-nucleotide messenger RNA. Lineage: Eukaryota; Dinophyceae; Suessiales; Symbiodiniaceae. The record is from the annotation of a GenBank genome assembly.